CUUCCAGCUUCCGGUUGGAGUGUGUAUGGAUACAUGACACAGUUGUUUGGGAGAGGAAUAUCUUCAGGAGAGUCGUUUACAAAACUAACAGCGGGAUUAAAACACUUCACUGGCGGACACGGCCGCGAUGGAGGCGGUCCCCCGCAUGCCGAUGAUCUGGCUGGAUCUGAAGGAGGCUGGGGAGUUCCAGUUCAACCCGUCCGUGAGGCAGUUCAUCUUGAAGAAUUAUGGGGAGAAUCCAGACAACUACAAUGAACAGAUGAAGAAACUGGAGACUCUGCGGCAGAGCGCCGUGAACGUGACCAGGGACUUCGAGGGCUGCAGCACUCUGAGGAAGUACUUCGGCCAGCUGCACUACCUCCAGAGCCGCGUGCCCAUGGGAGCCGGCCAGGAGGCCGCCGUGCCCAUCUCAUGGACGGAAAUCUUCUCGGGGAAAACCGUCACACAUGACGAUAUCAGCUACGAGCAGGCCUGCAUCCUCUACAAUCUGGGAGCGCUGCACUCCAUGCUGGGAGCCAUGGACAACAGGGUGUCUGAGGAGGGAAUGAAGGUGUCCUGCACUCACUUCCAGUGCUCGGCCGGGGCGUUCUCCUACCUGAGAGACCAUUUCAGCCACAGCUUCAGCGUCGACAUGAGCCAUCAGAUCCUCAACCUCAACAUCAACCUGAUGCUGGGCCAGGCCCAGGAGUGUCUUCUGGAGAAAUCCAUGUUGGACAACAGGAAGAGCUUCCUGGUGGCUCGUAUCAGCGCUCAGGUGGUGGAUUACUAUAAAGAGGCCUGCAGGGCGCUGGAGAACUCUGAGACGGCCUCCAUGCUGGGAAAGAUCCAGAAAGACUGGAAGAAGCUGGUCCAGAUGAAGAUCUACUACUUCGCUGCUAUUGCACACCUUCACAUGGGAAAACAGGCGGAGGAGCAGCAGAAGUACGGAGAGCGGUUGGCCUACCUGCAGAGCUCUCUGGACAAACUCAACGAAGCCGUCAAGUUAGCCAAGGGUCAACCCGACAGCGUGCAGGAGGCCCUGAGGUUCACCAUGGACGUGAUCGGUGGAAAGUUUAAUUCAGCCAAGAAGGAUAACGACUUCAUCUACCACGAGACGGUUCCCUCUCUGGAGACUCUGGCCUCGGUCAAAGGCGCUCCGCUGGUCAAGGCUCUGCCGGUCAAUCCCACCGACCCCUCGGUCACCGGACCCGACCUCUUCUGUAAACUCGUGCCCAUGGCCGCUCACGAAGCCUCUUCGCUCUACAGUGAGGAGAAAGCUAAGCUGCUCAGGGACGUCAUGGCCAAGAUCGACAGCAAGAAUGAAACUCUGGAGCAGUUCAUGGACUCUCUGGGUUUGGAGCCGGAGUCCGUGGACAACCUGGACAUGUACAGCCACAUCCCCCCCGUCCUGAUGGAGAAGUGCGCGGCGCUGAGCGUGCGGCCCGACACGGUGAAGAGCCUCAUCCAGUCCAUGCAGGUGCUCUCGGGCGUCUUCACCGACGUGGAGUCUUCGCUGAAGGAGAUCAGAGACGUGCUGGAGGCGGACGAGGCCGGCGAGCGAGCCGUCCAGGAGGCCGGCGGCCCCGCCGCGGCCGACCUGCACCCGGCCGCCCAGAGCCAGGCGCUGGCCGAGAUCCGCAGGGACCUGGAGAAGUACAUGGAGGCUCACGAGAAGGCCAGCUUCACCAACACCGAGCUGCACCGGGCCAUGAACCUGCACAUCAGCAACCUGCGUCUGCUGGGCGGGCCGCUGGAGAGCCUGCAGGAGGCGCUGCCGCGGCCGCAGCUCAGCGAGGAGGAGGUAGCAGGCCUGCAGUGCAUGAAGCGGAUCCUGGGGAAGGUGCAGGAGAUGAGGGAGCAGAGAAGCUCUCUGGAGAAGCAGCUCCGGGACCUGAUCCAGCAGGACGACAUCACCUCCACCCUCGUCACCACCGAGCGAGCCGACAUGAAGCGGAUAUUCGAAGAGCAGCUGAAGAAGUAUGAGCAGGUGAAGGUGUACAUCGACCAGAACCUGGCGGCGCAGGAGAACAUCCUGAAGGCCCUGACCGAGGCCAACGUGCAGUACGCCUCGGUGCGGAAGGGCCUGAGCCAGACGGAGCAGCAGUGGAACGGCACGGUGCAGGGCCUGGUGGGAUCCUACGAGGCCUACGAGGACCUGAUGAAGAAGUCGCAGGAGGGGAAGGAGUUUUACGACGACCUGGAGGCGAAGGCGUCCCGACUGCUGGAGAGAGCCAAGACGCUGUGUCAGACCAGGGAGGAGGAGCGGAAACCCAUCCUGGAAAAGUAAGGACGACAUUAUCACGCU
Salarias fasciatus (jewelled blenny) is the source of this 2284-nucleotide messenger RNA. Its product is annotated as tyrosine-protein phosphatase non-receptor type 23-like. Gene Ontology annotation, molecular function: protein binding. The coding region runs from base 128 to 2266 and encodes 712 amino acids. Lineage: Eukaryota; Metazoa; Chordata; Actinopteri; Blenniiformes; Blenniidae. The record is from RefSeq and is a predicted model, not a curated record. The transcript has 18 exons. Gene Ontology annotation, biological process: endocytic recycling; early endosome to late endosome transport; protein transport to vacuole involved in ubiquitin-dependent protein catabolic process via the multivesicular body sorting pathway. Gene Ontology annotation, cellular component: endosome.